AUGAGUAGUUCAGUAAAGACUAGUCCUGUUAAAAAAGAACAACCAGAAAUUAAAAAGGAGAUAGAGAAUGGCAAAGAUGCUUCACCAACUCAAGAUUAUGAUGAAGAUCCUUCAAUUUUAUCUGAUCCAGAGGAUUAUUUAGAAAAAAAUGAAAGUUUAGAUAUGAACUUAUCAAAAGCAGAUCAAAAAGUAUGGUUAGUUAAACUCCCCAAAUAUUUAAUGGAAAAUUGGAAUAAACCUGAAAUAAUGUCAAGUGGUAAACAAAUUGGAACUGUUAAAAUAAGGAAAGAUCCUAAGGGUCAAUUACAAGUCAAAUUAGUAUUAAAUGAACAAAUACCUGAUUUACCAAAAGAAUAUGAUAUAAGAAUGUUAAAUACUCAAGUACGAAAUUCAUAUGCAUUUACUGAAGAAAACCUAAAGAAAUUUAAAAAGGAAAACACAGAAGUUACUGAACUUGAUGAAAUACCUAAUCAACCUAAAAUAGAAGAACCAGAUGAUAAAAGAAAAAAAUUCCAACCAAGACGAAAAUUUAAAUUUUUUAAAGUAACUAAAAAUAAUGAAAAUGGUGAAAAUGGUGAACAAAUUAAAAAAUAUAUACCAUUUGUUAAGACUAUUCCUAAAAAGACAAAUUUAGUUGGUAAAAUAGUUCAUGAUUGUCAAAUAAUACCUUCUAGACAUGAUAUUAAUUAUAGUUCAUUAAUAAGAAAAAGAGAUGCAACAAUGCAAGGACCACCAAGACCUAAAGUUACAUUACUUAAUGAAAUUCCUGGAGUUAUACAAUCAAAUGCAGGACCAUCUAUACGAGGUAAUAAUACUUCUAUAUUUUUAAAAUCAACUCAACCAAAGAAUAAAUCAGAAGGAAGAGCAAUAAGAAUGCCAAAAAAGGAUUUAUUAGAUUUAUUAUUUAGAUUAUUUGAAGAAUAUGAAUAUUGGUCCAUCAAGGGAUUAAAAGAAAGAACUAAACAACCAGAAUCUUAUUUAAAAGAAUCUUUAGAUUCAAUUGCAACUUUAAUUAAAAAGGGUCCAUAUACUUCAAAAUGGUGUUUAAAACCUGAAUAUAAAAAAUUAAGAGAUGCUGAAAGAGCUGCAAGAUUAGGACUUGAUGAUGAACAAGAUAAAGAAAAUGAAGAAGAUGAAAAUCAUGAUGAUGAUGAAGAUAUGGAAGAUGUCCUAUAG
Molecule: messenger RNA, 1176 nt
Organism: Lodderomyces pseudojiufengensis
Lineage: Eukaryota; Fungi; Ascomycota; Pichiomycetes; Serinales; Debaryomycetaceae
Product: transcription factor IIF subunit
Exons: 1
Coding region: 1-1176 (391 amino acids)
Biological process (GO): transcription initiation at RNA polymerase II promoter; transcription by RNA polymerase II
Cellular component (GO): transcription factor TFIIF complex
Source: RefSeq, a predicted model, not a curated record